Folsomia candida is the source of this 3497-nucleotide messenger RNA. Its product is annotated as forkhead box protein C1-A. The transcript has 7 exons. The coding region runs from base 1601 to 3373 and encodes 590 amino acids. Gene Ontology annotation, biological process: regulation of transcription by RNA polymerase II; anatomical structure morphogenesis; cell differentiation. Gene Ontology annotation, molecular function: DNA-binding transcription factor activity, RNA polymerase II-specific; RNA polymerase II cis-regulatory region sequence-specific DNA binding. The record is from RefSeq and is a predicted model, not a curated record. NCBI's taxonomy places the organism in Eukaryota, Metazoa, Arthropoda, Collembola, Entomobryomorpha, Isotomidae.
CCAACUCCAACAAGAGUUAAAAGCUUCAACACCAUCAACUCUCUCCGUCCAAGAUAUUAGAACCCAACGUCUGGUACGUACGUGCAAAAUAAACCAGAGCACAACUCUUUCACAUACAUGGAUAUAUGAAGAGAGAAAGGUUAAGAAGUCUGCCCGACUGCGACUUUGUUGGUUGGUUGAUAUGUAGCAGUAAGUCAUCACAGAUAGGUGUGAACACAUAACAGAAGAGGAAUGUCUCCGUACCGAAAACCUGUCGCAAAGCAGUGCUUGUGCUGUGAUGACUUGAGAAAGACGACGGAGAGCACGGAGCAGUACGCAGCAGAGACGCUCCGUUUCGAAUACGCUCACUGAAAUCUCAACGCCACACCGAAGAUCAAAUUCAGAAGGAAAAGGAAGGAAAGAGUUGUGUGUGAGACGACCGGAGGAGCAUCCGACCGAUAACAUAACAUAUACACAUACAUACACCCACAACGAGCCUCAUCCAUUCAUUCCCUUUUCUAUAUCGACACUGGACGGAGAUCAUCCUUCUUCGUAUACCCAACAAAACGACCCCAUCCAUCCCACAUUGUUGAUUGUUGAUCUUACGUUAACUUGUAAUUCGGACCCGGUGUUUUCUCAGUGAGAAACUGUUUUCUUCUAUAUUGUAAAUCGUGUGGUGAAAAGAAACAAGUCGUUGUUUUUCUAUACUUUAUCCACUCGCUCUAAAAACUAAAGAAAACUCAUCACAAUUGACUGGACGAGACGGAUAAGUUACAACAUUGUGGUAAUAGCUCAGGUUUUCUCAACUAAGAGGAUAAAGACAAUCUUUCUUUUUUUAAAAAACAAAAGCCCCCGUUCGUUGGUUGGUGUGCCGUUCCCUCAAAAAUAAAUCGAUUAAGGAAACAUUGUCAAUUCAACCUUAUUAAGUGUUGUUUUGUAAGAGUCAAAAGUGCAAACUGACUGAGUACGUGUUGAGACAACUGAACUCUUUGAACUGAUCCAGCAAAGUUUACUUUCGCAAAUCUCAAUAAACAGAACAUAUAAUCAUGGUCACUUGUGAAUGGAACUGUGUGUCUAUGUGUGUGUAAUAUGAUGUUUGUUUAUUCCCAUUUCAUCCACAAGGAAUGUUUUCUCUGAAAACUUAACACUUUCUCCAAAAACAACACUUUCGUCUGAUUGUUUGUAUUUGUAAUGCAACUUAUCAUAAUAAUAAUAUUCAUCGUCAUCAUACCGUCAUCAUCACGCCCCUUUGAGUGCUAAAAGUUGUAUCCUUUGGUAUCAAGUGCAAGGUCGCGCACCCAUAGCCAUGCAUACGGAAGAUUAUGUAAUCCGCCAAACCUGGGAUUGACCCUUUCGCAAAGGAAACAAAAACACAACAAGAGUUAACAAGACGACGGAGUGCAGUGAAAAAAUAAACUUUGAUUAUGAUGACAAACUGUGUUUCUCUUGGAGCCCUCUUUGCUUUUACAAGCAAGUGAGUCGCGUCCUCCUGCUGCUGUCUCAAUUUGGAGUCCCAUUCAGAGAUUGUUGUGUGGUUUUUGGAUAAUUUUCAAAAAAAGAGUCAACAACCGAAAACAAGAAGACGUCAUAAAAAACACCAACAACGAACAUAGCCAUUAAAAUGCACACAAUAUUUGGUGAUCAAAAUGCUUAUUACCGACACCCCAGUUCCUACUCCCCAGCAUCACUUCAACCCAUGCCAACAAUGGGACCUACGGCUUAUCCUUAUGAACAGUAUUCCGCAAUGUCGAGAUAUAGUCCAUAUGCUGCAGCUCAUUAUCCUAGCCAACAAUCUGGAGCGUCUAAAGACUUGGUGAAGCCCCCGUAUUCAUAUAUUGCUCUCAUUGCAAUGUCAAUUCAAAAUGCACCCGACAAGAAAAUAACGCUUAAUGGCAUUUAUCAAUUUAUCAUGGAACGAUUCCCGUUUUAUCGAGAGAAUAAACAGGGCUGGCAAAACAGCAUUCGCCACAACCUUAGUUUAAACGAGUGUUUUACAAAACUUCCUCGUGAUGAUAAGAAGCCUGGAAAAGGGUCCUACUGGUCACUUGACCCCGAUUCCUACAACAUGUUUGACAAUGGGUCCUACUUGAGGAGACGGAGACGAUUUAAAAAGAAGGACGCAUUGAGGGACAAGGAGGAGACGAUGAAGAGAAUGGUUGGCGUGGUGGUGGGAUCAUCAUCGUCUUCGGACAGAAUGUGUCCUCAACAACAGUUGACCCAUUCUUCGUCACAGUCGAUUAGCAGCAACGAUAAUAGACAGACGUCGAUGACCCCGAAAAAUGCGAGUGCUGAUCACCAACAAGGAAGGUUAAACAGCAGGACGGUUGGAAGCGGCGGAAACUCGACUAAUAAUGGAAUCAUCAUAAAAGGUCAACCUUCAAUAAAAUCAGAGCCGAUAGACAUGAAAAUAGACGACUGUCACCAGCAGCAUACUGGCCCAUCUGGAAAAUUUUCUUCGACAACCAAAGUGUUCAUAGACCGUUUCGAGUCCCACAAGAAUCAGUCGUCGGAUCACGGGGUGGGUGGCGGAGGGGGCAGUGGUUGCUCAUCCACCUCCAACAUGUCCCCUGCGUCCAUGGGAAUUGCAUCCCCACUGAUGAGCGGUUCUCCCCACUCCACGUCCCCCUCUUCCCAUUGCAUCAUCGGCCCCAUAAUGGACCAUGGGCCUCACAUCACCCCAUUCAGUGUGGACAGUUUGGUCACUAAUUCUCGCGAUAGCCCACUUAAUCAUCACAGCAACCCACACCACCCCCUUGACGGCACUUCUUUGCAUCAUCACCACCAUCAUCAUCACAACCACAAUCCGCACCCACAUUCCCACUCCCACCAUCCCAUGAGUUUCGCCAGAUCUCACUCCAUGUAUACUGGAAAUAGUGGUGGUGGAGGGGGGUCGACUUCUCCCUAUUGUUCCAGCGGGGCAAUUCACUACGGUCUGCAACAGGAGGAAUUGAUGAGUUCUUGUCUAUCUGCUGGAAAUUCGGCUGCUGCUGCGGCAGCAAUCGCCAUGACCAUGACCCCAAACCCAGUUAUUGCAGUUGCGGCUUCAUCCGACCAGUAUUCUCGAUCCUGGUACAACGUGGCCAACAAUAACAAUAAUAAUGGAACUUCUUCCAACCAAAAUAAUAACAACAAUGGUGGAGAUCCCAACCAACAACACCCGCCGCCGCCGUUGCAUCACGAGGGCGGCGGUGGUGGUGGUGGGGGCAGCAGCUCCAUUAGUCCUGUUAACUCGUUGACAGUUUCCUCAGCAGCGUUCGAGAGACAUGCAACUUCUGAGCUGUUUGUUGAAGCGGCGACCGGAUCUCCAUGUGCACCUCAUCAUAUCGGUUUUCGGGGUGGUUCGUCUGCAUACAGAUCCUACUACGCUAACGACUGUGCAACUCAAAAAUAUUAAUGAUGAGUUCCAACUGUAAUCUAUCACUGUAAAUAUUCCUUUAUUACUAUGUGUAUGGUUUGCAUUGUGUAUAAAAUAGUUGUGCAUCUGUAUAAUAAAUGUACAGCUUAUUAUGAAAAUCAAA